Molecule: messenger RNA, 564 nt
Organism: Aspergillus calidoustus
Lineage: Eukaryota; Fungi; Ascomycota; Eurotiomycetes; Eurotiales; Aspergillaceae
Source: the annotation of a GenBank genome assembly
AUGUUCAUUCCGCAUGCUCAGCGGCCCAGUACCACGAUGAGUUCGAGGAUACCCAUUGGCUACCGUGGUACCCUGACGAAUUCAUCUUCUGAGCAAGGCAGCAGUGACGGACAGUUCUGCACGAGCUAUCUCUGGGCGCACGACUCCCCAGACUCGGCCUGCGAUGAGUGCAUCCUGCGCGUUGCCCAGCGCCAGGUGAACUCGCCAUUCGGGGUGGACGAGGGCGUGCAAGAGAAUUACGCUUCUUUGACCAGCGAGUGCCAGGCCUCGGGCCAUCCGACCAGCACUGCGACUUCACUGGUGAUCAGCAGUCCGAUUGCGACCCCGAGAACCUGCAGUGGGACCCUAUAUACCAUUCAGCCAAACGACGACUUCUUUUCCAUCCCACGAUCUCAGUCAGUGUCAACCGAGAACCUCCUGCACUCGAAUGGGCUCGGGUACGUCCAGGAUGAAUUCCCAACCACUGCCACAUUAUGCAUUGAGAAUCAAUGCACGUUGCAUCUCCUGGCGGCGGAUGAUACGUGCGCUUCAAUAGAGGCGUCGGCUGGCAUAUCGCAGGUUUAG